This is a messenger RNA of Closterium sp. Naga37s-1, 2910 nucleotides long. NCBI's taxonomy places the organism in Eukaryota, Viridiplantae, Streptophyta, Zygnematophyceae, Desmidiales, Closteriaceae. The record is from the annotation of a GenBank genome assembly.
AUGGAAGGGGCCCUCGAUGCCCUUUUUAAGGUCGGACAUGCCGCUGCUUCUGGACAGGGACAUCCCUGGUCUGGCGGAACGCCCCAUCACCGGGUUCCUGCGUCCUGCUCCCCUCGUGUCCCACUGUCUGCUUCGUCAAUACCCCCUCAGAUGAGCGGGGACAUGCCUCUGCAGCUUGACAGGGACAUCCCCGCUCUGGCGGAACGCCCCAUCAUCGGGUUCCUGCCUCCUGCUCCACUCAUACCCCCGCCUCGAAACCCCCUACUUUCGCCCCCAACCCAUCUCCAACUCACUCCACCCCUCUCCACCCCUCAGAUGAGCGAGGACAUGCCGCUGCAGCUUGACAGGGACAUCCCCGGGCUGGCAGAGCGCCCCAUCACCGUCUUCCUGCCCCGCCUACUGCAGCAAUUCGCCUCGCCGCACGCCAGCUUGAGAAAGAUGGCGCUGGGGAGUGUGAACCAGUUCAUCUUGCACAUGCCCAGGGUAGGUGCUGGGAGGGGUGGGUGGGGUGGGUAUUGGGAGGGGUGGGAUAGUGCUAUUACAGGAUGGGAUCUGGGAUUCCUGCUGCGCCUGCUGCAGCAAUUCGCCUCGCCGCACGCCAGCCUGAGGAAAAUGGCGCUGGGAAGCGUGAACCAGUUCAUUCUGCACAUGCCCAGGACUCCUCCCUCCCCUCCUCACGCAUCCGCCACACCUUCAGGUGCUGCUGGUCAAUAUGGACAGCUAUCUGCAGGGCCUCUUUGCUCUCAGAUCCGACCCCUUCCCGGAAGCUCCUCAAAAACAAACUCCUCCUGCCGCCUAUUCCCCCUCCUCCACCCGCGGUCCACCUCCAAUUUCCCCACUGCCAGAUUGUUGCCCCUGGUGAGAGUCCUCGUCAGUGCUCGCUCCCCUCCUUUUCUCACCACCUCUGUCUGUCCUCUUCCCGUGCUGAAACUCGAGAUCUGCUGGCAAAAUCCGCCGCACAAGCGCAAUGUGAUAAGACCGCACAUGCGCAAUGUGAUAGAGUACAUGCUCGCAUCCACACGCGAUUCUGACCCCGAUGUGGCUCUGGAGGCGUGCGAGUUCUGGUCCGCCUACUGUGAGAACAACCAGUCGCCCGAGAUGCUACGGGAGUUCCUGCCCCAGCUUGUGACGGUUCUCCUGACAAACAUGGUGUAUGCAGAUGAUGACGACGCAGUCAUCGAUGCUGAGGAUGAAGGAGACGCACCCGAUUCUGAUCAGGAUCUCAAGCCGCGAUUUCAUCAGUCCAGGCUACACGGUGCCAAUGGCGAGGACGCGGAGGAGGACUACGAUGAGAGUGCGAGCACGUGGAAUCUGCGCAAGUGCAGUGCAGCAGGGUUGGACAUCCUCUCUCACGUCUUUGGGGACGCACUGCUGCCUAUCCUCAUGCCGCUCAUCCAGACGAAUCUUGCAGACCGAAGCGAGGGCAAGUGGAAGGAGCGGGAGGCGUCAGUGCUGGCCGUGGGCGCGGUAGCUGAAGGAUGCAUCGAUGGGCUGCUGCCCGCGCUGCCACAGAUGAUCGCGCACCUGCUGCCUCUCCUGGAAGACCCGCACCCGCUGGUUCGGAGCAUCACGUGCUGGACACUGUCUCGCUACUCCAAGUGGAUCGCCCGCGCCGUGGAUAAGCCCGAGGGGCAGCAGCAGUUCGAUGCCGUGCUGACUGGGUUCCUCGCGCGCAUUCUGGACAAUAACAAGCGGGUUCAGGAGGCUGCUUGUUCAGCUUUUGCCACACUGGAAGAGGAGGCAGUGGACGAGUUGCCGGAACGCCUGGAGCCCAUUCUGCAGCACCUCGCCUUCGCGUUCAGCAAGUACCAGCGGCGCAACCUGCGCAUUCUGUAUGACGCAGUGGGCACUUUGGCUGACUGUGUGGGGGGUACGCUGCAAGAUCCGCGUUACACCGCUGUUUUAAUGCCGCCUCUCACAGCCAAGUGGCAGCAGAUCUCCGACUUUGAUCGAGACAUCUUCCCGCUGCUCGAAUGCUUCACCUCGGUAGCUCAAGCCCUGGGCCCCGCCUUUGCUCCCUAUGCUGAGACGGUGCUGGCUCGCUGCUGCCAUAUCAUCAGAGUGCAGCUGGUAGCACAGAAGGAUCCAGCAGCAGCGGGGGCGCCAUACGACAAGGAGUUCUUAGUGUGCGCGCUAGAUCUCAGCUCAGGAGUCAUCGAGGCCCUUGGACCGUCUGUUGAGCCCCUGGUCGCCAAGAGCGGCUUGACGGACCUGCUGCUGCAGUGCUGUGCGGUGGACGCCAACGACGUCAAGCAGAGCUCUCUCGCCCUCUUGGGUGACCUCACCAAGUCAUGUGUGCAGCAGGUGCGGCUGCGCCUCAACGACUUCCUCUCCGUGUGUGUGGCCCAGCUGAAUGGCCCCGAGUCCUUUGUGCACGAGCGAAUUUCGGUCGCCAACAAUGCGUGCUGGGCUCUGGGAGAGCUUGCUGUGAAGGUGCGAAAGGAGAUAGCGCCAGCCGUGGUGCCGGUGCUGAACAACAUCGUUCCCGUCCUCACAUCAGCACAGAACCCACGGGGCACCAAUCUAGCCCUGGUGGAGAACUGUGCCAUCACGCUCGGCCGCUUUGCAUGGGUGUGCCCUGACGUGCUGGCACCCCAGGCCUCUCUCUUCCUCGUGCCCUUCCUCACCACACUUAAGGGAAUCCGUGACGACGUGGAGAAGGAGGAGGCAUUUAAAGGGCUGUGCGCUGUGUUGCGCCUCAACCCCAUGGCAGCAUCCACGGCCAUCCAUCCACUGCUGCUCGCCAUUGGCAGCUGGAGGGAGAUCCACAGUGCAGAGCUGAAGGCUGAGAUUCACCAGCUGCUACAGGGCUUCAAGCAGAUGCUAGUGGAGGCAGGCACGUGGGAUCAAAUCCUGCAAUCCACCGACAAACCGCUGCUGCAGAAGCUCAGUGCGACGUACGGGAUCUAG